UUGAGGGACCAGUUCAACUACGAACCUGUCAGAGUCGUCGGCCAUGGAGCCUAUGCCAAAGUCGUCCUGGCGAAUUCGCCGCGCCACAACAACAAAGUCGCCAUCAAAGUCAUCUCAAAAACAUCUGGCAAACCAGAUUUUGUUGAUAAAUUUCUGCCGAGAGAAAUUGAAAUUGUUAAAAAACUACGGCAUCCUUACUUGAUUAGUUUCCUGCAGACGAUCGAAACGAACACGAGGGUCUACUUGGUGAUGGAGUUUUGUUCGAGAGGGUGCAUGUUGGACCUCAUCAGGAAGGUUAAAAGGUUAACCGAGCCAGCUUCGGGUAUAUGGUUCAGGCAGAUCACAGAUGCCGUAGAGUACAUGCACUCUGUUGGCGUGGUGCACAGAGAUUUGAAAUGCGAAAAUCUUCUUAUCGACUCACAAUUUGCUAUCAAGAUUAUUGACUUUGGUUUCGCGAGAACGAAUAUGCUUCCAAUGAACGGAGCGUACAAACUCAGUGAAACAUUCUGCGGCAGUUACGCUUACGCUUGUCCUGAAAUUCUAACCGGCACUCCUUACGUAAGUCAAAUGGCUGAUAUUUGGAGUAUCGGAGUUAUUCUCUACGUUUUUGUGAUCGGCGAGUUGCCAUUCAGCACGGUUGAUAAGAAGACCCUUCUCCGACAGGCUCAAGCUGGUCCUGAAUUCGAGCACAAGGCUUGCUCGUCUGCUUGCAUGCGAUUGUUGGAGGCUAUUUUGGUUGAGGAAGAUAAGAGAUUGUGGUUUCCGGAUAUAAGAUUAUCAAAGUGGUACCACGAACAUUGCGUACAUUUUGAUGAGAGCAUUUUAGAAGAGUAUGAUUUUCUUGGGUGA
Helobdella robusta is the source of this 849-nucleotide messenger RNA. RefSeq lists its product as hypothetical. Gene Ontology annotation, cellular component: cytoplasm. The record is from RefSeq and is a predicted model, not a curated record. NCBI's taxonomy places the organism in Eukaryota, Metazoa, Annelida, Clitellata, Rhynchobdellida, Glossiphoniidae. Gene Ontology annotation, molecular function: protein serine/threonine kinase activity; tau-protein kinase activity; ATP binding. The annotation marks the transcript as partial. The transcript is spliced from 5 exons. Gene Ontology annotation, biological process: microtubule cytoskeleton organization; intracellular signal transduction; protein phosphorylation.